AUGUCACAUCGCCGCAGUGGUAGAGGCAGAGGGACCACCUCUUUGUUUAUACGUAAUGUGUCAUACGACACCAAGCCUGAGGAUCUGCGCAAGUUGUUUACUCGGUAUGGCUACGUGAGAGACGUGUACAUCCCACUUGACUACUACACGAGAGAGCCACGUGGUUUCGCGUAUGUUGAGUUUGAGGACGCACGUGACGCAUCAGAUUCCAUGGAGGAGCUGGACGGAUACAGGUUCAUGGACAGGGAGUUGGAGAUUGUUUUUGCAGAGGGCGACAGAAAGAAUCCUAACCUGAUGAGACGCAAGGAGACCGCGGCUACACGUUACGGUUACGGCCGGAGGGGCAGCCGCAGUCGCAGCAGGAGCCCCAGAAGGAGACGCCGCAGCAGAUCCCCCCGCAGAUCCCGUCAGUCCAGGUCCAGAUCACACACACCUGGCUCUAAAACACCCUCUCGUUCCAGAUCCAGGUCCAGGAGUCAGCCCCGCCGCUCCUCCAACAGAAGGAAAUCUCCCACUCCCAAAUCAGCUUCCCGCUCUCCUGUUUCCGCUGCCUCUGGAAGAUCUAGGUCCAAAUCACCAUAA
Bolinopsis microptera is the source of this 582-nucleotide messenger RNA. Its product is annotated as serine/arginine-rich splicing factor 10-like. The record is from RefSeq and is a predicted model, not a curated record. Lineage: Eukaryota; Metazoa; Ctenophora; Tentaculata; Lobata; Bolinopsidae. The coding region runs from base 1 to 582 and encodes 193 amino acids. The transcript has a single exon. Gene Ontology annotation, cellular component: spliceosomal complex. Gene Ontology annotation, biological process: positive regulation of mRNA splicing, via spliceosome. Gene Ontology annotation, molecular function: RNA binding.